Messenger RNA from Pollicipes pollicipes, 808 nucleotides. Its product is annotated as mediator of RNA polymerase II transcription subunit 6. Gene Ontology annotation, molecular function: transcription coregulator activity. Gene Ontology annotation, biological process: regulation of transcription by RNA polymerase II. NCBI's taxonomy places the organism in Eukaryota, Metazoa, Arthropoda, Thecostraca, Pollicipedomorpha, Pollicipedidae. The coding region runs from base 86 to 808 and encodes 240 amino acids. Gene Ontology annotation, cellular component: mediator complex. The transcript has 8 exons. The record is from RefSeq and is a predicted model, not a curated record.
UGUAAAGCUGAAAGGGGUUAGUAAUUUGGGUGAACGCGGAGGAACCCAUUUAUUAUUGGUGUCCGGCACAAACAGGUUUUCAACCAUGGUUGACCAGAGAGAUGCACUUGGUACAUCAUGGCACGACAGCACAUGGAUCCCUAUUCUCAGUGCCAACAAUGUCAUGGACUACUUCGCGGAGCGCACAAAUCCGUUUUACGACCGCACGUGCAACAAUGAGGUUAUCAAGAUGCAGCGCAUCAACCCAGACCACCUGCAUAACCUGGUGGGCCUGGAGUACACGCUGCUGCACGUGCAGGAGCCGAUUCUGUACGUCAUCCGUAAGGAGCACCGCCACUCGCCCAACCAGGUGACGCCGCUGGCCGACUACUACGUCAUCGCCGGCAAGGUGUACCAGGUGCCUGACCUCGGCUCCGUCAUCAACUCUCGACUGACGUCGGCCAUCAACCACCUCCAGGAGGCGUUUGAGGAGGCUCGCUCCUUUUCACGAUACCACCCCUCCAAAGGCUACACGUUCGAGUUCAAAUCACAGAACGGACAGGAGCCGGAGACGAAGAAGCGGAAGAAGGAGACGGAGAAGGAGUUGGGCUCGGUGUUCCAGACGCAGCGUGUGGACAUGCUGCUGGCGGACCUGGCGCGCCGCUUCCCGCCCAAGGUGCCGCAGCAGCCGCCCGCCGGAUGCUGGUGGGACGCCGACGUCAAGGCGGAGCCGAAGCAGGAGAAGACCGAGUCGGUGACCAGCGUGCCGUCCCAGGCGUCCGAGGUCAAGGCCAAGGCGCCCCCGGAGAAGAAGCCGCGCCUCGGCUGA